Messenger RNA from Dipodomys ordii (Ord's kangaroo rat), 985 nucleotides. Its product is annotated as myosin regulatory light polypeptide 9. Lineage: Eukaryota; Metazoa; Chordata; Mammalia; Rodentia; Heteromyidae. The transcript has 4 exons. Gene Ontology annotation, cellular component: cytoplasm. Gene Ontology annotation, biological process: platelet aggregation. Bases 131 to 649 code for a protein of 172 amino acids. Gene Ontology annotation, molecular function: calcium ion binding. The record is from RefSeq and is a predicted model, not a curated record.
GGUUUGCUCAGCGCAGGUCGGAAGUGUUGCUUUUUGGCGGCUCCCGGUGGAGAAGGGUGGUGCUUCGGGCGGCGCGGGGUUCGCUGAGGAGUUCGGGUUCUCGCGGCGGUGCCGGGAUUUGACCAUCACCAUGUCGAGCAAAAGGGCAAAGACCAAAACCACCAAGAAGCGCCCUCAGCGUGCAACAUCCAAUGUGUUUGCUAUGUUCGACCAGUCACAGAUCCAAGAAUUCAAAGAGGCCUUCAACAUGAUUGACCAGAACAGAGAUGGUUUCAUUGACAAGGAAGAUUUGCAUGAUAUGCUUGCCUCGUUGGGAAAAAACCCAACUGAUGAGUACCUGGAUGCCAUGAUGAAUGAGGCUCCAGGCCCCAUCAACUUCACCAUGUUUCUCACCAUGUUUGGUGAGAAGUUAAAUGGCACAGACCCUGAGGAUGUCAUCAGAAAUGCCUUCGCUUGCUUUGAUGAGGAAGCAACUGGCACCAUUCAGGAGGAUUACCUGCGGGAGCUGCUGACAACCAUGGGUGAUCGCUUCACAGAUGAGGAGGUGGAUGAGCUGUACCGAGAAGCCCCUAUUGACAAAAAGGGCAAUUUCAAUUACAUUGAAUUCACACGUAUCCUCAAACACGGAGCAAAAGACAAAGAUGACUGAAAAGAACUUCAAAUUCCAGCCAUAUGUUCCUUAUUGCCACUCUGGGUAUUUCUGAGAUUUUUCUCUUAGAGCCUGUUGCAUGCCCUUAGCUAUAGAGCUUUUGCUUUUCCUGUUUUGUAUUUAUUCUCAGCCAUUUGGGCACAUGUAUCUUUAUAAUCAGACUGGAAUUGGGACUUUUUGUCAUUCUCAGAAUAGAAAAUAGGGUAAUUUAAUUUACCAGUGGUCCCAUCCCCUCCCCCAAGUAACUGCAGUCCACACAGAGUCAAUAUAUUUUUUCAGAGAAAGUUAUUCACUCAAUUUUUUCUGAACCAUAAUUAAAACUUUAUCAUAAAACAC